Molecule: messenger RNA, 2510 nt
Organism: Oryctolagus cuniculus (rabbit)
Lineage: Eukaryota; Metazoa; Chordata; Mammalia; Lagomorpha; Leporidae
Product: 40-kDa huntingtin-associated protein
Biological process (GO): vesicle cytoskeletal trafficking
Cellular component (GO): early endosome
Molecular function (GO): protein binding
Source: RefSeq, a predicted model, not a curated record
AGUCCCUUCACGAAUGUGUGCGCGCGGCGGGCUGCCCGCCCGGCCGGGCCCGCCCCCGCUCCCGCCUUCGGCCUCGGCCCGUCAGGUCCCGGGGCAGCGCGCGGCGUGGGGGGAAGGGGCUGGGCCCCGGGCGCCGGCCGGUCCGCCCGCCGCGUCAGCGCCGGUGCCGGCCGGUCCGCCCGCCGCGUCAGCGCGCCGGGACGCGCCAGGGGCGGCCAAGAUGGCGGCGGCCGCGGCAGGCAUGGGCGGCGGCGCGGGCGCGGGGCCCGAGCCCGGCGACUUCCUGGCCCGCUACAGACUGGUGUCGAACAAGCUGAAGAAGCGGUUCCUGCGGAAGCCCAACGUGGCCGAGGCCGGCGAGCAGUUCGGGCAGCUGGGCCGCGAGCUGCGCGCCCAGGAGUGCCUGCCGUACGCGGCCUGGUGCCAGCUGGCUGUGGCGCGCUGCCAGCAGGCGCUCUUCCACGGGCCCGGGGAGGCGCUGGCCCUCACCGAGGCCGCCCGCCUCUUCCUGCGGCAGGAGUGCGACGCGCGCCAGCGCCUCGGCUGCCCCGCCGCCUAUGGGGAGCCGCUGCAGGCCGCCGCCAGCGCCCUGGGCGCCGCCGUGCGCCUCCACCUGGAGCUAGGACAGCCAGCUGCCGCCGCCGCCCUCUGCCUCGAGCUGGCGGCCGCCCUGCGCGACCUGGGCCAGCCGGCCGCCGCCGCCGGACACUUCCAGCGCGCCGCGCAGCUCCAGCUGCCCCAGCUGCCCCUGGCCGCGCUGCAGGCGCUCGGCGACGCCGCCUCCUGCCAGCUGCUGGCGCGGGACUACAACGGCGCCCUGGCGCUCUUUACACGUAUGCAGUGCCUGGCGCGGGAGCACGGCAGCCAUCCGGUGCAGCAGCCGGCGCCGUCGCCGCACCAGCUACCGCCGCCGCUGCUGCCGCCGCCGAACCAGCUGCUGCCCCCGCCGCCGCCGCCGCCGCCGCCGCCCCCGCCGGCGCCCCAGCUCGCGCCGCCGGCCGCGCUGCUCUCUCCGAACGCUGGCGCUGCGGCGCCCUCUCCCGCCGCGCUGGGCGCCUUCUCCGACGUGCUGGUCCGCUGCGAGGUGUCCCGAGUGCUGCUGCUGCUGCUCCUGCAACCGCCGCCCGCGAAGCUGCUGCCGGAGCACGCCCAGACCCUGGAGAAGUACUCCUGGGAGGCCUUCGACAGCCACGGGCAGGACAGCGGCGGGCACCUUCCCGAGGAGCUCUUUCUGCUGUUGCAGUCCUUGGUCAUGGCUACCCACGAAAAGGACACGGAAGCUGUCAAGGCCCUGCAGGUGGAGCUGUGGCCGCUGCUGACCGCGGAGCAGAACCACCUGCUGCACCUCCUUCUGCAGGAGACCAUCUCCCCCUCAGGACAGGGCAUCUGAGCCCUCACGUGACCGAGUGGCUUCGCGGAAUGUCGUCGGACCUCUCGCGCGCAGCUGCCUUUGCGAGGGGGUAGGGGCUGCCCAGACGCUGCGCAGGUCCUGCCUCUCCUGUUGUGCGUCUUCUUCGGCCGCUGGGAGAGUCGAAGGCAUCCGCAUCCCGGGGGCUUGUUUCCAUGGCCGUGGGAGGGGGGCGUGCAAAGGCGUCGGUCGUGAUAGGAUCUUGCCGGGGGUCUGGCUCUCCUCCGCGGGAGGAGAACCCCUUUCGUAGCUUCCCUUGCUCACUUGCACCGCACGUCGCCUCCCGCUCCCAUCUUCAUUUCACAGCCAGGGUUUCCUUCCGCACGGCUCUGUCUGAAUGUGCACGCUUUCCGAUUUUAACCGCGACUCGCAUCUCUUAGCCUAUGCCUGCGCCUCUGUGACCGCCGGAGUCCUCUUGUUCCUUCUGCGCCCCAGCUGCGGCGCGGAAGGCCCCUUUAUCCCUUGCAACCUUGCCUGUUGCGUGAGAAAGCGGUGCUGAUACUGCCCACUUGUGAUGUAGACGGGCCCUGUCUAUAAAACGUGGCUGGCUAUCUCACCUGUUUGUCAAAAAGCUGAGCCAGGGAGCUAGGUGUCUUGGAGCCCGGGGAUGGAUUCCUUCUUUGGAAGUUGCCGAUGUGGCGUGCCUAGCGCGUGGGCGACGUACCUACCGACAGGGGUCCCAUGGAAGGCAGACGCGUCCAGGGCAACAGUUCCAGCGCCGCUGUUAAUCUGCCUCGGCUUCACAGCUGCGAACGGUGGCGGGUCUGUCUGACGCCUCGUGUGUGUAAUCUGCCUUAGAGCUUUUGUUCGGAACGGGGGUCUUGCUGCACCUUUUAUUUGACCCAGGUGUGCAAAAUUGGAGCACGGCCUCUUUGGUGUGAUGAGAUCACGGCUAGGCAAGGCAGUGUCCCUGUCCCCCAAGAGCGAGGUGGUGCUCCGUUGUAAACCACCGCAUCGCCAAGGCUCUUUGGCCCACGUGUUACAUGCAAAUCUGCUUAGCUCCUUUCCUAGUUUGAGAAUGAGCAUAGGAAUUCUACAGAAUAGAACCUCACUCUCAAACGUUCGACUUUGGCAAAAAUGCGUUCUCUCGGCUGAAGGUAUG